AUUUUCUUUCCCUCUUUUUUACUGUUGUUGUCUCUCCAAACCCUCACUUCAUUCUCAUCCCAAUUCUCAUCACCUUCCACAAUUGCAUUCUCUUUUCACCCCUUCGACUCCUUCCCCAUCAAACCCCUAAAACCUCCAAAAUCAAUUAUUGGAUUGAUUGCACAAUUCAAGAAUCCUUUUUUAGCUGGACAGAAAGAGAUCGCAUCAUGCAGCGGAAGACGCCUCCUUCGACUUCUAGAAAGCAGCUGCCUUUCACUUCCAUGAAGCCGCCUUUUGGUGGUGGAGGAGGAGGCGACUACCACCACUUUGCUAGCGGUGAUGCUCAGCGCUCUGAUCAAGAUUUUUCUGAAGCCGUUAUCGUCAACAAGCGCCCUCCAUUAAAGCGGAAAACUGGAGUAGCAGAACCUGAAGCGGAACCUGCUGACAAUAAUGCAGGUCCUGGCAAUGUUAAUGCCCAGAAAGGUCCCUUUCAAACACCACCACCUGCAAAAUCAGGAAAACAAAAGGUUUCAAGGACAAAGGCCAAUAGGGCCGGAUCUCAGACCCCCAUGCCAAAUGUUGGGUCUCCUAGUGGCAAUAAUCUCACCCCUGUUGGUCCUUGUCGUUAUGAUAGCUCACUAGGUCUCUUGACAAAAAAGUUCAUCAAUCUAAUCAAACAUGCAGAAGAUGGUGUUCUAGAUUUGAAUAAAGCUGCAGAUACUUUAGAGGUACAGAAGAGGCGUAUAUAUGAUAUUACUAAUGUUCUUGAAGGCAUUGGUCUUAUAGAGAAGAAUCUCAAGAACAGAAUCCAGUGGAAGGGUUUAGAUGUAGCGAGACCAGGGGAAGCUGAUGAGAGUGCACCUGCUCUACAGGAAGAGCUUGAAGAUCUAAACAUCGAGGAGUCCCGAUUAGAUGACCGCAUAAGAGAAAUGCAGGAAAAGUUGAGGGGCAUGAUUGGAGACAAAGGCAAUGAAAGGUGGCUUUUUGUCACAGAAGAAGAUAUAAAAUGCUUACCCUGCUUCAAGAAUGAAACUCUUAUAGCAAUCAAAGCUCCUCAUGGCACUACUUUAGAAGUUCCAGACCCUGAUGAGGCAGUUGAUUAUCCACAGAGAAGGUACAGAAUAGUUCUUCGGAGCACAAUGGGGCCUAUCGACGUUUACCUUGUCAGUCAAUAUGAGGAAAAAUUUGAGGAGGUUGAUGCUGUCGAUGAACAUCCAAGCAUUCCUGCUGUGCUGGGAGUAGAGGCUAAUGAUUAUGCUUCUGUACCAUCUCCAAGGACAAAUCCUGGAGGUAGUGAAACUGCUAUGCAGGGAGAAGAGCUUCAAAGGAUGUGUCCCGAUGCGAGUACAUCACAUGAUUUCGUGAGUGGAAUCCUCAAGAUAGUGCCAGAAGUUGAUAGCGGUGCUGAUUAUUGGCUGUCGUCGGAUGCGGAUAUAAGCUACACUGACAUGUGGAGCGUAGAAUCUAUCAUCGACGACUGGGAGAGCUUGGAUGUGCCUGAUUAUGCCACAGCAGGCAUCACUACGCCACGAGCCCAAACUCCAGCACGAAACAUGACUGCAGCGUCUCCAGUUCAAGCUACCACGCCUUCUGCUUUGCCAACGGACCAAAUUCCACCUGCGACCACAAAGCCUCCUUCAACCAUUCCGACUGGGAUUUGAAGAUGAAUUUGGACGAAUAUGCAUUGUUGUACAUUAGAUGGUGAAAGGUUGGUCAUCUCUACCGAUAUAUUGGAUGUAUAUUGUAGAUAUGUUGGAGUAGUAGAGAGGUAUAUGGUGGUCUUGGCUGUACAGUUUCAAAGUAGAUGGUACAAAUGCAAUAGCAAUAAAUCAAUACUGCGGUAAGAAUUCAUAUCAUGUACAUCAUCACCCAAGAUAAUUUCCUAGGAAUUUAUUCCUUUGUUUUUGUAAUGUAACAUAGCAUUCAGAGGAUGAUUUUCUUGGUCUGUAAUAAUCAGAUUGUGCCAUUUCUUGGUAUGGUAUUGUAAGAUUGUUGGCUUCAAUAGUGAAACAUUCUCCUAUGGCUUAUGGGGCAACA
Molecule: messenger RNA, 2016 nt
Organism: Salvia splendens (bonfire salvia)
Lineage: Eukaryota; Viridiplantae; Streptophyta; Magnoliopsida; Lamiales; Lamiaceae
Product: transcription factor E2FB
Exons: 14
Coding region: 207-1640 (477 amino acids)
Biological process (GO): regulation of transcription by RNA polymerase II
Cellular component (GO): RNA polymerase II transcription regulator complex
Molecular function (GO): DNA-binding transcription factor activity, RNA polymerase II-specific; RNA polymerase II cis-regulatory region sequence-specific DNA binding; protein dimerization activity
Source: RefSeq, a predicted model, not a curated record